AAAUCAAAAGUUUAAACUCCUCAUGGAAAUCACUUUGCUCCGGAAUUUCAAGCGAUUAACACAGUGUUCUGUCGAGUGAAAAUCGUUUUGUUUUUUUGUGUUCCAAAUUCUUGUCAACAUGCCCGGAAAGAAGGAUUCAGCCAAGGGCGCUAAAAAGGGAGCUGCAGCUCCUGCUGGGGCGAAACCGACCGCAGAUCCUGCCACAGCUGGAUCCACUGCCACCGUGGAGCAACCAGCUGCGAAGGAUGCCAAGGGCGCCAAGAAGGGCAAAGGCAAGAAGAAGUAAAAUUCGUACCUGGAUUGUUAGAAAUCAAGCAGAUCGGACGGAGUAAAGUUCCCGCCAAGGGAAAAAUGAUAAAAUAAAACUAUUAAAACCACA
Molecule: messenger RNA, 379 nt
Organism: Drosophila ficusphila
Lineage: Eukaryota; Metazoa; Arthropoda; Insecta; Diptera; Drosophilidae
Exons: 2
Coding region: 119-286 (55 amino acids)
Source: RefSeq, a predicted model, not a curated record